GCUUUUUUCUGCUCUGCUUGGCUUGUAGGAGCUUGAAGAAAUCCGCAAAUGUGGAAUGAAGAACUUCCGUAAUAUCCAAGUUGAUGAAGCUAACUUAUUGACUUGGCAAGGGCUUAUUGUUCCUGACAAUCCUCCAUAUGACAAGGGUGCGUUCAGAAUCGAAAUCAACUUUCCCGCAGAGUACCCAUUCAAACCUCCGAAGAUUACAUUUAAAACAAAGAUCUAUCACCCUAACAUCGAUGAAAAGGGGCAGGUUUGUCUGCCAGUAAUUAGUGCUGAAAACUGGAAGCCCGCCACCAAAACUGAUCAAGUAAUCCAGUCCCUCAUAGCACUGGUGAACGACCCCCAACCCGAGCACCCCCUUCGGGCCGACCUAGCCGAAGAAUACUCUAAGGACCGUAAAAAAUUCUGUAAGAAUGCUGAAGAGUUUACAAAGAAAUAUGGCGAAAAGCGACCAGUGGACUAAAAACACAACACAGAACACAACAAAGCAAAACCUGACCGAGUUGAUGUCAGCAACGUGUGAUAGAAGAGCUGAAGCAGUGCAUUUCAGACACACCCACAAAGCAGGACUCUCUAUGGAAAAUUGACAAGUGCCACCUCUUGGUGUUAACUUGUGGCUGUUACUAACUUUCUACCGUUUCUUAAUCAAAAGUGGUCUAGGUAAUCUGUAAAGAAAGGAUUAAAAAUUUAAGAUGUUCUAGUUCUGCUUUCUUUGUUUAAAAUCACUGCUUUAAUGUACUUUAAAGAAUGCUGUUUCUUUUUUUUCUUUUUUUCCUCCUUGUCACAAUUUAUCCAAAACAAAACAAAACCUUAGACUUAUAACUUGCCCUUAAAAGUUCAAAAGGCCGUGGCUGUUAUUUCUUAUUUUCCUUGGCAAUUCUCAUUUUCCCCCCAUUUUUUUCCUUGCCCCCUGUCUUUUCCUCCUCCCUUCCCCCCAAAAGAAAAGAAAACGAAAACCGCCCCUACUUAUGUCUUAGCAAAAACGAAAGAAAACAGAGAAAGAAAGUUGAAAAAACUUUGGGCGGUUUGCUUCCCUUUUUCCCUCUCUUAAACGUUGCCCUGUGUUUCGUGGACAUCGGUCCCAGAUUUCUCUGAACUUCAGUUUGUAACAUAACCAAUCUGCCAUAUGUACAUCAGAAACAAUCAGAAUCAGCCCCAGAUCUUUUGUAAAUCUGGCUGAUGCGGCUUCAAUAAUGUUUAUUAAAUGGGGAACUCCAAGGUUUGUGUGCAUGAAUGAAUUACAGUGUGGCUUAUGUUCUGUUUGUGGGGGAAAUUUUGACUUAGGUUGUUCUUUAGCAAAGGAAUAGUGGAAUGUGAUUCCCCCCUCCCCUUUCGUGUUCUUGUUUUACUCUUCCCUUUUAUUCUUUAGUAUCUAUGCAGACUACCUAGAAUAAAGAAUUACUCCAAAUAGCAUUGCAAGUCUAUUUGGGAGAAUUUCAAAUUGGGGACCAAGAGGUACCAAAACAGGAUCAACCAACCAAGCUCAGCUCCCCAUCCUGUAUAUCUUCCUAGCUGAGAGACUCACUGGAGAAAUCCUUCUUGAAAUCUUAGUUCUGAAAAACAAAUACCUAGUCAUAGACGCUUCAUCUUAACCUCUUUCCUGUGCAAGGACAAGCUUAUUUUCUCCUGAUAAUGGAUUGGUUUGAUUGUUGUCCACAAUGUAAGAAAUUUCCAUUAAGCAAUACCUGGCCAAUCGUGAAAGUGAGCAGUUGCUGUUCUUCAUAAAAUAUCUGUACAUGAAAUGUGGCAUUUCGGAAUUAGACAUGUUGAUUCAGUGGCGUUUUUUAAACCCAGAUAUCCCUGCUCGAGUUAGGGGUGAAGUUCUUUCCAGGUAGAACUGAAUACCCUUUCGAUGUAGUGUUGUUACCUUUUAAGUUUAGGGUAUCGUUUAAGGGGGGCAAAAAGCAACUUGGUUACGUGACACAGUUGACUCCCUGGCUGCUCAGUUUUAAAUGCCUGGCUUUAAGCAAGCAUUUCCACCCAUUUCUGUGAAACUGCAGUGAAGAACAAAAAGUGCGUAUCAUUCUGUUUUGCAUGGAUUUGCCUUCAUAAACAGCAUUCCAGUGGGUUAUUUUUAAGGAAUCUGGAAUUAUUGUUUGCCAUAUUUCAGGACUAAUGUAUGUUGGGGAGCAGUGGAAUAGCAUUCUAAUAUUUUGUGUACACCUUUUCAUCUUCCUUCUCUACUCCAGCUUUUGAUUUUAAACUAUACAAGAUUGACAGCCAAGUAUCUCUGUUGAAAAGUAGAAGAACCCCAGAUUUUUUCCUUAUCAGUUGGGGUAUGAAACAUCUCUGUUUUAAGUGUUCUUAGACAAAUUCUUUGGUAGGCAAUUAAAGUUUAAAAAAAAAACUAACUUAAUGGACACUUGCAUUUCCUUAAGUGUGUGUGUAGGCUUGGUGACCAGCACUGUCUAUUACCAAAAUCUCCACAAUUUUUGUGUCUUCAUUUGCAGAAAGUUGGUACUGACUUUGUUUCAUUCACGCUCACGCAGAUUCAAAAUAAACAAAAAAUGCCAAAUUUUACCUGUCAAACUGAAGUGUAUGUAAAAUCCUGCAUUGCAUCACAUUGAAAUGAGCAAUUGUCUUUCUUUUUUUUAGCUGUUCUUGUUCCAUACACAGCUCUGUACUCUUUUUUACUUUGAUAGUGAGAAAAAAAUGUCAAUAUAUCUCUCUCGCUUUUAAAUUGUAAACAUCUCAGGUCAAAUUGCAAACUUGUAAACUGGUGCUUUCUGAGCAGAGAAUUGAAGAAUUUGGAUAAUUUAAGGGACUGGCAUUCAGAAUCCCCUUCUCAUCUUGGUUAAUUUGGAAGGUAACGGUCCACUGGCGUUUCCUCUGAGGGUCAGACCCAUGCAUUCAAACCCACAAAUGUCAGUUGCAUUUGUGCAAAUCGUGUAACCCGUCCCCAGAUCUCCAGAGAUAACCACCACUGUCUUCUACAAACUGGCGAUCUUGCGAUUGCAUUUGUUUAGUGGCUAUCUCUGCAACUAAAAUAGGCUUGCUUCUGUCGAAGAACAUCUUAAAAUAUCCCAGGCCACCUCCUUCUGUGAGAUGCCCCAUUUCCCUUCCAUUUUUUCCCACGGGAAGAUCCACCCACCCACCCCCAAAUAACCAUCAAGCCUCAGGACGUAGGAUUUUCAAUAAGGUGCAAAAGGCAGAGUGGUAUGGACUGCACAGAAGCAAGGGAAGUUGUUAAGAACUUUGACCAUGAAACCAAUAGCGGGUGCCUGUUUUGAUGGACCUGAGAGGUGAUUUCUGCAACUUAGAGAGCAAAUGUGACCCUUCGCCCAAACCAAUUUUCCAGCUGUUUGGUGAUUCUUCCCUGCACCUCUGUCCCAGUGCUAACAGGCCUCGCUGUCUGUUCCUGUCGUUUGUACGCAGGAAUGAAUUGUCCUGGAUUUGAAGCCCUGUGUUGGCUCAAGCGUUUGCUUCUGUGCCCAGUAAGAGUUGCUGGUGAAGGAGAUGGGCUUGCCAAUCCCAAGGCCUGUGGGUUGUUCAGGGGGCAUCACAAGCAGUGCAGCUUGAAGGCCACUUAAUACAUCAUAAUUCAACCAUGUGAUGUCAUUCCAUCCUCCUUUUUCGCUCUGUCGUUUUUGGUUCUGUCCCGUUCCCCAGCUGAAGCCGUUCUGACCUUGUAGUUUUGAGGUCCCCCAAGUCUACACCACCCUUUCCUGUAAUGGUCUAGGCUUUCUCGCAACGCCAUCCUGCUACCCUGAAUAAAAAUGCUCUCAAAG
This is a messenger RNA of Python bivittatus (Burmese python), 3731 nucleotides long. The record is from RefSeq and is a predicted model, not a curated record. NCBI's taxonomy places the organism in Eukaryota, Metazoa, Chordata, Lepidosauria, Squamata, Pythonidae.